Messenger RNA from Xyrauchen texanus (razorback sucker), 2335 nucleotides. RefSeq names its product ADP-ribosylarginine hydrolase (gene adprh). The record is from RefSeq and is a predicted model, not a curated record. The coding region runs from base 261 to 1328 and encodes 355 amino acids. Gene Ontology annotation, biological process: protein de-ADP-ribosylation. The transcript has 8 exons. Lineage: Eukaryota; Metazoa; Chordata; Actinopteri; Cypriniformes; Catostomidae. Gene Ontology annotation, molecular function: magnesium ion binding; ADP-ribosylarginine-[protein] hydrolase activity.
UUAAGUCAAUUUCUCUCAGUAAAUCUCUUCUAGCAAUUUUUCUUCUGUAAAAUGUAGAGCUAAAAACUUCACGGCCUCAAACCUUAUUAGGAGAUAUAUAUUAAAAUAACCGCAUUGUAUGUACUGCAGUCUGGCGACUUAUAAUAGGAAUAAGACUGGUAAAUGUAUAAUUAGAAUAGAGCGUGAAAAGUUUGUCUCCGCGGCGUUUGCUAGACUUGUGCACCGAUAAAGUGUAACUGAAGCCGUUGUGAGAUUCAUACAUGGACCGUUCUGUAUCUGUGGAACAUUAUAAGGCAGGCAUGCUGCUCAGUGGUGUCGGAGAUGCGCUGGGUUACAGGAAUCAGCUGUGGGAAUACAAUCAAUCCGGUCCUGCCAUACACCAGGAACUGCAAGAGCUCGGAGGGCUGAAAAGCAUCCGUGCAGAGCUUCCUGACUGGCCAGUUAGCGAUGACACAGUGCUUCACCUGGCAACUGCAGAGGCUCUAGUGACAGGUAAAGAAGGUGAGGAGUUACUUCAUGAGGUUGCCUUCCGUUAUGUGGAGGGAAUGAAAGACAUGGACGGCAGGAAGCCAGGACCAUCAAGUAUUCUGGGGAUUUCGCAGUUGCGUCCAGACACUGAAGGGGGUUACAGGGUCCCCUACAAUCCAGAGGGCACAGGGUGUGGGGCAGCUAUGAGGUCAAUGUGCAUCGGACUUAGAUAUCCUCAUCCCGAGCAGCUGUCCUCACUGGUUGCAGUCGCUGUGGAGACUGGACGAAUGACUCAUCCUCAUCCAACCGGAUUUCUCGGAGCUGUGGCUUCAGCCUUGUUCACCGCCUAUGCGGUCCAGCACAGACCAAUCACAAGCUGGGGUUUGGGUUUGUUGGAGGAAGCUUGUCCUGUAGCAAAGAAGUUUGUGCAGUCUGCAGGAUAUGCCAUUACAGAGACCGAGAGAGACUGGGGCUACUUUACUGACAAAUGGAAAUGGUAUCUGGAUCUCAGGGCAUUGUCUUCUGGUGCUGGUCCAGUUGUGUGGCCUGAGCCAUAUGGACCGGCUGAACGAGACGAGGCCUACAAGAGCUUCAGCCUGUCAGGGUGGGCGGGUCGCAGCGGUCACGAUGCUCCAAUGAUAGCUCUGGAUGCUCUGUUGGGGGCGGGAUCAGACUGGGAGGAGCUUAUGAGUCGAGCAGGAUUUCACGGAGGAGACAGUGACAGCACUGCAGUGAUUGCCUGCUGCUGUUGGGGUCUGCUGUACGGGACAGAAGGUGUGCCCCAGUGUAACUAUAGUAACCUGGAGUACAGGGACCGACUGGAGGGUACGGCACAACAGCUGUAUGCGCUCUCACACUAAUGAAGAGGCAAAACCCACACAGGAAAACAGCCUGAUAUAAGAACUAAAGAAUAAACAUGUAGAAAAAGUUGAACAGUUAUGAAUUUAAUCAACCACUGAAAUUUGUAGUUUUAAUAACUUAUUCAGUAAAUUGAGCUAUGUUAGAGCUCAGAAGAGCUUAACUCAUUAAUUGGCAAACUUGCAUGCUUUUACAUCUUUAAAGGAACAGUUCACUCAAAAAUGAGACUCCACUCAUAAUUAAAUCCAUGUGUUCAAACAUAUGAUAGGUGUGGGUGAGAAACAGAUCAAUAUUUAAGUAAAUGCUACUCCUUGCCUAGUCGGGGUGAUAUACACAAAGAAUAUGAAUCAGAAAGUGAAGGAAAAAAGUGCUUAAAUAUUGAUCUGUUUCUCACCCACACCUAUUAAAUCACUUCUGAAGUCAUGGAUUAAACCACUGGAGCCUUAUGGAUUAAUUUUAUGUUGGUUUUGGUACCCAUUCUCUUGCAUUGUAUGGACUAAAAGAGCUGAAAUAUUCUUCAAAAAAUCUUUGUGUUCUGCUGAAGUCAAACACAUCUGGGAUGGCAUGAGGGUGAGUAAAUGAUGAAAGAAUGUAUUAUUUGGUGAACUGUCCCUUUAAGGUUUUUUCACACUGACAGCGAUUGAUCGGCUUGAGUGUAAAAGUACCAGGUAGUUAAUGCAGUGUGUUGUCAGCAUAUAUAUAUAUAUAUAUAUAUAUAUAUAUAUAUAUAUAUAUAUGCUGUAUAUAUUUGCAUACAGUUGAAAUCAACUUCAUGGUAUUGCCAAAGGUUGCUGAUGCUCAUUUCGCCUGAACUCUAAUUGAAAAUCACUAAGUGUGAAUGUUAUUACCGAAGUUGAGAAAUUAAUCAAUUUUAUAGACUAAUUUGCACUGUAAUGAAGUAUCUAUAUCAGCAUCCAAAAAUAUUAAAGAUGCACUUGUAUGAUUGCUGAAUUUUGUGCUUUAAAAUCUCAUAAAAGAAAUGUUUAAUCAGAAAUAAAGACAAGGCCAC